AUGAUGAAGAGCCGCCAAUCAGAGCCAUAUUAUGAAACCCUUGAGACAUAUCAAGGCCUGCCUUGUCCUUAUGGUGGCUACUGUGGAUUCUACUAUUGUGUAGGUUCUUUGAUCAAAAGGGAUCAAUAUAACCUGCCUAGCUUUCAGACCAAGUACGAAGAAGCAAUGUUCUUUGUGAUAAAAUCUUAUCGCGAAGACGACAUUCACAAGAGCAUCAAGUACAGUGUUUGGUCUAGUACUCUAAAUGGGAACAAGAAGCUAGACAGUGCGUAUCAAGAAUCUCAAAAGAAGGUUGCAGAGAAAAGUGGAACGUGCCAUGUCUUCCUUUUCUUCUCGGUGAAUGCAAGUGGUCAGUUCUGCGGUGUAGCUGAGAUGACUGGGAGAGUUGAUUACGAGAAGAGCAUGGACUUUUGGCAGCAAGACAAGUGGACUGGCUAUUUUCCGGUCAAGUGGCACAUAAUCAAAGAUGUUCCAAAUCCGCAGUUAAGGCAUGUAAUACUAGAGAACAAUGAGAACAAGCCUGUAACGAAUAGCAGAGACACACAAGUGAGGUUGCUACAAGGGAGUGAAGUGUUGAACAUAUUCAAGAACUAUGUGGCAAAGACAUCUAUAUUAGAUGAUUUCGAAUUUUACGAAAAUAGAGAGAAGGUUAUGGUUCAGAAGAAGCUGAGGUUUCCCCCGGUUCAGAUAAAGAAGAAAGAAGAAGACUUGGUUGCUGAUUUCCAAACAGUGGAGAUAUCAAAGAGCGAAAAACAUACAAUGACAGAAACUGUGAAGUAA
This is a messenger RNA of Raphanus sativus (radish), 780 nucleotides long. Its product is annotated as YTH domain-containing protein ECT3. Gene Ontology annotation, cellular component: cytoplasm. Gene Ontology annotation, molecular function: mRNA binding. Gene Ontology annotation, biological process: mRNA destabilization. The record is from RefSeq and is a predicted model, not a curated record. NCBI's taxonomy places the organism in Eukaryota, Viridiplantae, Streptophyta, Magnoliopsida, Brassicales, Brassicaceae.